Limulus polyphemus (Atlantic horseshoe crab) is the source of this 3498-nucleotide messenger RNA. Its product is annotated as F-actin-methionine sulfoxide oxidase mical1-like. Gene Ontology annotation, molecular function: actin filament binding. Lineage: Eukaryota; Metazoa; Arthropoda; Merostomata; Xiphosura; Limulidae. Gene Ontology annotation, cellular component: actin cytoskeleton; plasma membrane. The record is from RefSeq and is a predicted model, not a curated record. Gene Ontology annotation, biological process: actin filament bundle assembly. The transcript is spliced from 11 exons. The coding region runs from base 125 to 2197 and encodes 690 amino acids.
UGGCCAAUCAAAAAGUCCUUCAGUAUCACUUGCGUUACAGCUUCUAAUCAGUUUAACCACUAGCUGUACUCAACAGAUGUAACGAUAUCUUGUUAGUGGGGACACAGCUUAGGUGAGUGUUAAAAUGGAGGUUCUUGGCGAUCAAAACAUGGAACAAAAUGUUACUUUGAUCUCAUCAGAAAACAAUAUGGAAGAUGGAGAGAAAGACAGUGAUGUGACAGCGGAAUCGGUUGAAAAAAGCCAAAAUAUGGAAGAAGCAGAAUUAGUCGGGACUGAAAUUGGUACUGCGGAAUCGGAAAGAGAGAAAACCACGGACAACUCUGUCGAGGUUGAAGAAGGUGCUGUCGAGCCAGAAACUACAACAGAAAAGGUGGAAACUAGUGUUGACUUGGAGAGUUUGAGCCAGCCAGAGGAAGAAGAUACCUUAUGUAAAGCUUGUGGGAAACAUAUUCACCCGAUGGAUAAAAUUGUGGCAGACGAAACUGCUUUCCAUAAGAGCUGUUUUUGUUGCAAGGAAUGUGGAAAUUCACUCAACAUAGACAACUACAUAUCCCAUGGGAGAGACAUUUACUGCCAACAUCACUACGAACAGCAUUAUCAGCCUAAAGUGGAUAGUGAAGAGAAACUGGAAGAUGACAGCAAAAAAGGGGAGGUUAGAAAUGUUCACAAUCUUGAUGAAAGAUCUCAGUUUGAAGAUAUUCACCCUGGUUCCACAGAAGAUGAAACUCCCAUAAAAAGGAAAGAGGGGAUUCAAGAUAGGAUGACAAGAUACCAGGCAGCAAUGAGCAAAGAUCAUCAAAAUGAUCAUCAGGCCCCAUCCUCUGAAAAGGAGGAGCAAGCUUCUGCAAGGAUAAACAAUGAUGAGAUCAAACAGUUAUCAAACUUACAAGGAACAGAAAGGUCAUCAUUAAUGCGAGCAGCUUAUGAACAAGCAUGUAAAGAGUCCAGCAGUGUAUCACCAACAUGUGGCGAGUCCAUAGCUUUGGGUCGAGAGAUUAAGGCUGUAAGCAUUAAAGAAAAAUUUGAAAAAGGAGUUCUAGACCAAGAGAGUAAUGAGAAGAUGGAAAAAGUUCGCAGGGAAAAGGAAGAGGACUUAAGCAUUGUUAGUGAAACCAGAGACAGUGUGGCUGGAGCACGAACACUCUUCAAACAGUAUGAUACAGUCAGCACAAAAGCGACUUCUCUUCUUCCUGGCAGGUCUUCCUAUGGAGAGCCAAAGCGGCCCCGUGAACUGAUGUAUGGUGCUAAAACUACUACGGCCAAAGAAGUAGUUAAGUGUAGUGAGCCGGGUGCCAAAGAACAAGUUGAUUUGGAACCAGCCGAACUCCAAGAAAGGUUUAAUUAUUUUGAAAACUACAAGGAAACUAAACCUCAGCUAAAAUCUUUCCCGGCUAAUGAAGAAGUUCCUAGAGAUCCAAAAGUGGUUCGUGCCUCUGAUGUCCAAGAAGAAGUCAUGGGAACAGACACGGCAAAACGGAUGUUGGAUAAAUUUAAACAGUUAGAGAGCCAGAGUGCUGGAUCAUCUACUAAACCUAUGAUAAAAGCCAGCCCUUUAAAAGAAACAGCCAAGGUACCAGAGAAACAGUGGUCCUCACCAGAACCACAGCACAACCCUGACAUUGUUCGCUGCACUUAUAAGGUGGAAGACGAUAUGACGUGGAAAGCCGAUCAAGCCAGGAACCUGAAGGCAAAGUUCGAACAAUGGGAUAAUGAGGUUGAAAGAGAGAACAAGAUAGCUGACGACGAGGGUUUACCAGAGUCCGACACAACUAAAAACUUGCGGGCUAAGUUUGAGGCUAUUCGUGCAGAAAGCAAUAAGACAGUUGAGAAACCUCAGCCCAGGGGAAAAAAGUUUGCAGAGCUUGGGCUGAGAUCAGGUGAAGAAUGUGAUCUCUGUGGAAAGAAACUCUACCCAAUGGAAAAGAUGGAAGCCAGUGGGUUUAAGUUUCACAGAAACUGUUUCCGUUGCUCACACUGCAAGAGCCUGCUCAGGUUAGAUAAUUACACUAUCAACAGCCGUAAGUUUUACUGCACUCCACACUUCAAGCAGUAUUUCAAAUCGAAAGGAAGCUAUGAAGAUGGAUUUAUCAAUAAUGACAAGAAGGAACCAAAUGAGAACAGCAAUGCUUCAGGCUACACGAAUGGUAACACUUGUGAUGUGAAGCAAGUAACGAUGAACCAGGAAGUGGCAGUUUGAACCUCUUGGAAUAAAUCCAGCAAUACAUCCCAGCCACUUUAUUCCUCCAUAUACAGCUAAGAAUUUUGCAGCUUUAGCUUUGGUAUAUCAUUAUCAGGUUACUUAAUAUUAAAUGAUGUAUAUUCCUUAAAAGUAUUUCAAAUGUUUUACGUAACACAUGAUAUUUAAUAUAACAAUUUUAUUUGUUACAGUUUAAGUUUAAAUUUUUUGUAACUGCACAAGUUUUAUAAUUGUAGUAAGUACUUAUUUUCGUAAUAAGAUUUUUUUCUUUUUAAACAACAACAAAAAAAAGACUUAAAAGUAUUUUCUAUUUCCUUCAAUCAACUGAAAGAAAAGAGCAAUUGUUGGUUUUGGUCAAAGUCACACAUCAGUAUCUAUUUAUAAACUUGUAGCUCUUAAGACUAUGUUCUACAUAUCUUAAACACACACACAAUCAGCUCUUGUAAUUAACGUUUCCUGUGAUUUAUGGUAAAAAUAUUCCAGAAAGCAAAGGAAGUCCAUUAUCUAUAUUUCUACCACACUUGACCAAAAUAUGUUGAUUUUGUGUCAAAUAUGCUUUGCUCAGCUUAAUGUAGGUCUGAAGUUUAGUUAUGUACAUAGUAAUAUAUAUCUUUAGCAUUAGUAUUUUGGCUAAAUUAAAGUCUCAAAUGUUGUAACUUGUAAUUUUGUGAGACUGUGUUUAUUAAGGUAAAUGUGCCAAUUAUCUGGUCAGUACUCACGAGCAAUAUGGAUAAUUACUAAAUAACUCUACGGAAAACUGGAAAAUGAGGGAAAAAGGUUGAUAAUUUGUUAUUGCUAUGCACUAAUUUUUCUGCUCUUACGCAAGUGGAUAAUUAAGGAAAAUUUCCAAUCACUUGACUGUUGUCUUUUGUUUAAUCUGUGUUAAUUUUCAAGUUUGUUUCUAGAACAUUAGAAUCCUUUGAAAUAGUGACUGUUUAACAUUGUUUUUUCAUAACUAUAAACAGCAUAUCUUAACAUACACAAUAUCAAACAAAUUGAUUAUGAAUGUUUAACUUGGUGCUUAAUUUUAAAGAUAUUUGUUUGUAAUUUUGUCAUAGAUAAGUUUUUAAAAGAUUCCCGAGGCAUCACGUGAUAGCACUACACCAGUCUAUAAAAGUUUAGAACUUAGGCAUAGUUGCUUUUCAUAAUGGCUUCAACAAACCUAACUUCACCUGAUGCUUUGAAAAUAACUGUGCUUUUUGUACGCUCUUGGAAUUUGUAACAGUGCUUGCUUUUGCAUUUUACGAAGAUGCUGUUCAAUGUAUGAAAAAAAAAGUAGAAAUAAAUAUUUUUCAUUUUAA